GGGGAAGGUUUGUCAGGUUUCAUCAUCUCACCUUCUGGGUCGGAAACGCCAAACAGGCGUCCUCGUUCUACUGUGAUAAGAUGGGCUUCCAGGCUUUGGCCUAUAAGGGUUUGGAGACGGGCAGCCGCGAAGUGGUGUCUCACGUCAUCAAACAGGAUAAGAUAAUAUUCGCCUUUGAAUCGCCUCUAAAUCCUGGAAAUGAAGAGAUGGGACAACACUUGAUGAAGCACGGAGACGGAGUCAAAGACAUCGCCUUCCAAGUGGAGGACUGCGACUUCCUAAUCAAGACAGCCAGAGAGCGCGGGGCUGUGGUCGUCAAGGAGCCCUGGGUGGAGCAGGACAGCCAGGGGAGGGUCAAGUACGCCGUGAUUCAAACGUAUGGAGACACCACACACACACUCAUUGAGUACCUCAGUCCCUACAAAGGCCUUUUCCUGCCGGGCUACAAAGAGCCGUUGUUCAGGGAUCCUCUGUUAGCCACACUUCCAGCGGCGGGUUUGAGCUUCAUCGAUCACAUUGUGGGAAACCAGCCAGACGACCAAAUGGUGCCAGUUUCAGACUGGUAUCAGAAGUGUUUGAUGUUCCACCGGUUCUGGUCGAUAGACGACAAGCAGAUCCACACGCAGUACAGCUCGCUGAGGUCCAUCGUGGUGACCAACUACGAGGAGACCAUCAAGAUGCCCAUCAACGAGCCGGCGCCGGGGAGGAAAAUCUCACAGAUCCAGGAAUAUGUGGACUACAACGGCGGACCAGGAGUCCAGCACAUCGCCCUCAACACGUCAAACAUCAUCCAAUCCGUCCUGAACCUGCGCGCCCGAGGGAUGGAGUUCCUCUCAGCGCCCGACACGUACUACACCGACCUGCGGAAAAAUCUCAAAACCGCCAAGAUCAAGGUGAAGGAGGACCUGGACCGUUUACAGGAGCUGAAAAUCUUAGUGGAUUUUGACGACAAAGGCUACCUCCUUCAGAUCUUCACCAAACCCGUGCAGGACCGGCCGACCCUUUUCCUGGAGGUCAUCCAGCGGCACAACCACGCUGUGAGCGCCACGCAAACUACACGCAAACUACACAGUUUUACAGACGACCGAGAGCGAAUCCAUGGCUACCAGCUUUAUAUUCGUAAACAGACCUCAUCGCUCUGCAGAGACCUUCGGUCUGCUGCAUGCUCCGGCCGACCGGUGUCCCUGCAGCGAGCUGGCACCGACUUCUGA
Plectropomus leopardus (leopard coralgrouper) is the source of this 1211-nucleotide messenger RNA. Lineage: Eukaryota; Metazoa; Chordata; Actinopteri; Perciformes; Serranidae. The record is from RefSeq and is a predicted model, not a curated record.